Messenger RNA from Dreissena polymorpha, 1494 nucleotides. Its product is annotated as 3-ketoacyl-CoA thiolase B, peroxisomal-like. Gene Ontology annotation, cellular component: peroxisome. Gene Ontology annotation, molecular function: acetyl-CoA C-acyltransferase activity. Gene Ontology annotation, biological process: fatty acid beta-oxidation; phenylacetate catabolic process. The record is from RefSeq and is a predicted model, not a curated record. The coding region runs from base 175 to 1449 and encodes 424 amino acids. The transcript has 10 exons. NCBI's taxonomy places the organism in Eukaryota, Metazoa, Mollusca, Bivalvia, Myida, Dreissenidae.
AGAUUUCCGUUUAUAAAGUGGUUUAUGAACUAAAGAAAAACAACGUGCUAAUUUAUGACACAGGUGCCAAUUUAUGACACAGGCGAUCUAAAAUUUGACAUUUCGAUAGUGAAGGUUCAAACGAGCUGACAGAAAUUUAUAUUUACACUAUUUUUGAUUUUGACAGAACCAAUUAUGGAGAGGUUAGGUGUGAUAGCCCAGCACUUACAUAGUGGUAUAAUUAAGAGUGACAUUUGCAAACAGGAGGUUUCAGGUUCCUUGCCUAGAUUCACUUUCAGCCCAGAGGACGUUGUUGUUGUUGCAGCCCUCAGAACACCCAUUGGAAAGUCAAGAAAAGGAGUCUUCAAGGACACUCAUGGUGAUGAUUUGUUAUCUGCAGCCUUUACUGGAGUCUUGAAAAGCGUGAACUUUCCAGCCAAUGAGCUUGGUGAUAUAUGCAUUGGAAAUGUCAACGACUCAAAAGCCUCGGUCACCGCCAGAUUUGCCCAGUUUUACAGUGGGAUCCCAUACACAGUUCCUGUGUCCUCAGUUAACAGACAGUGUGGGUCAGGUCUUCAGGCCUUCAUGAACAUUGCUGGAGGAAUCAAGAAUAAAGCCUACCCAGUUGGUAUGGCUGGAGGUGUUGAAAUGAUGAGCAGAGACGAAAUGGGAAAAGGUUUUGGGGAUUUAAAUCCAAAGGUUAUGGACUUUGAAGACGCAAAAAACAGCCUCAUUCCUAUGGGUAUAACCUCAGAAAUUGUUGCAGAGAGAUAUGGUAUUUCACGGGAGACUCAAGAUGCAUUUGCUCUCCAGUCACACCAGAAGGCAUCUGCUGCUACAAAGAAUGGCCUCUUUAAGGAGGAGAUAAUUGCAGUCACAGCACAGGUGGAGGGAAGUAACGGAGACAAGACCACCAUUACGGUGACAGAGGAUGAGGGUAUCCGUGGGAACACAACUAUGGAAGUGUUGUCCAAGCUGAAACCUGCUUUCAAACAGGGGGGAUCCACAACCGCUGGCAAUUCUAGCCAGACCAGUGAUGGUGCAGCUGCCGUUCUGGUUGCAAGUCGGGCUGAGGCCCAUAAACGCGGGCUUCCAAUCCUCGGAACUCUGCGGGCGUUUGCAGUGACCGGUGUACCUCCUGAUGAGAUGGGGGUGGGCCCAGCAGCAGCCAUACCUGUGGCACUGAAAAUGGCAGGUCUCACGAUAGCGGAUGUUGACAUAUUUGAGAUCAAUGAAGCCUUCGCAAGUCAAGCUGUGUACUGCGUUCAGAAACUUGGGAUCCCUGCUGACAAAGUGAAUCCCAAAGGUGGGGCCAUAGCGUUUGGGCACCCCCUAGGGGCUACAGGGGCUCGAAUGAUAGCCACCUUGCUACACGAGUUGAAACGAAGAGGCAAGAGGUCUUUUGGGGUGGUGUCCAUGUGUAUGGGGACAGGAAUGGGGGCUGCAGCUGUUUUUGAACACAAUCCUUGACUGCCUUCUGCAAGGAGAAAAACAGGGACAUCAACACAUUUACUA